AUGGAAGAGUGCAUUGAACUACUGAACAAAAAAGUCCCUCUUGUCUUGCCGUACGACUUGGAACGGGACAUUUUCGAGUUGGUUGCCUUGGCCUUUCCCGGACAUGCUUUCAAGCUUUGCACGCUUUCGAAAUACGUGCAGGAAUGGAUGGAGGCUAUCAUGUACGAGACUGUAGUCCUUGACCUUCCCUUGACCACUGUGGACCUCUUCCUACGAACAUUUUACUCCCGGCCCGCCAGCUUCUUUGCAAAAACCGUCAAACGGUUGUAUAUCACAAGCGCCAUCGACUUCCCUGAAUCCCUGCGUAUCAUCUCUGCGUGUUCGGGGGCCAUAACCAUGUCCUGUUGGACGGACAGACUCGGCAGCAAGGACAACGUUAUCGAACGCCUGUCCACGCAACGUGUAGAACGUCUUUCUGUCAAACUUUAUUCACUUUGGGGCAAUACAACUAUGCCGCGUCAAUUUACGAAAGCAUUAUUCCCCAAUCUAACACACCUUGAGAUCGUAAAUCCCCCUUCGCAGUCAUGCCUCAGUUUUCAGGUGGAUUGGGAAGGACUGAGAGAGCUACCAAAAUUGACACACUUGGCUCUUGGUCAUCUGUUCCAAACAGUCCAUCUAUACACCCUUCCUUUCCUCCAGACGGUUUUCGAAGAUUGCCCCAAUUUACGACUCUUGCUUUUACUGUCCAGUGACAAGCAGUUCAUGGCAAGCCUCGAGGAAACGGGUAUAACACGCGACCCGAGAGUUGUGCUUCGCGAGCAAUUCAAUUCUCCAAAGUCGCUUGUAGAAUAUUGGGAUUGCGUAAGACACGGUGGACCAGAUUUCUGGACCUCUGCAGAAGAACUGGUUGCCGAAAGGACUUCAAAAAAGUGA
Messenger RNA from Psilocybe cubensis, 873 nucleotides. RefSeq lists its product as uncharacterized. The record is from RefSeq and is a predicted model, not a curated record. The transcript has 3 exons. Bases 1 to 873 code for a protein of 290 amino acids. Lineage: Eukaryota; Fungi; Basidiomycota; Agaricomycetes; Agaricales; Agrocybaceae.